Sungouiella intermedia is the source of this 2265-nucleotide messenger RNA. Lineage: Eukaryota; Fungi; Ascomycota; Pichiomycetes; Serinales; Metschnikowiaceae. The record is from the annotation of a GenBank genome assembly.
AUGUCUGACCAACCAUAUUCCGAAAACGGAACCCCAGCGCCUGAGCUGCUCAAUGAAAACGAUAAAUACUCACACGAAGAUGGGCUCGAAGAGGAAAUCCAGAGAGCUAUCGCUCAGCAUGACUUGGCACAACAACUUCAUCGGGAUGGAUCUAACUCGCCAGAACGAAGUGAAGAAAACGACAAGUCUGAAGUUAAGGAGGAAUACAGCAAUACAGAUGUUUCUGUAGCCGCCGAACCUACUAUCAGCGAUAAGGAAUCGCGCACGGAUGGCAACAUUGACCAGAACAUUAAUAGUAAUAUUGAUGGUAGCAUCGAUCGAGAAAUCGAUGACAAUCUCAACAGACACAUCGAUCAGGAUUUAGAAAAUAUCGACAGAAACAUUGAUACCAGCAUUAGCAACAUCGACCAUAAUCUCGGGAAUAUGGGAACAAUGGAGAAUAUGGAAAAUGACAACAUAGAUGCUAAUCUCAAUCGCAAUGUCACCAAUGUCGAUAGCAACAUCGAUAGUAACAUCGACAAUAACAUCGACAGUAACAUCGACAGUAACAUUGACAACAACAUCAUUCAUGGCGGAAUGGAUCUCGAUGAUGAGAAACUGCAGCUUCUGAUGAUCGCCAACGAGUUGAAAAGAGCAACUUCUCAGUCGGAACACCAGGAUAACCACAACGGACAAAAUAAAGAGAUUCAAGGCCAACCACAGACGUCAGACUCGUCACAUCCAGGAUACAUUCCUCCAGAUUCCGAGCUUCUAGCGACCAACACCGCUUUGGCAGCAUACAAUGCGCUUUCAUCUCAGGUUCCUCCCGUUGCCCUGUUGACCAAUGUCCAUUUGGCUGCAGUUCCGUUGCCAAUUGUUGCACCUGACUACUUCCCAGCACGUAUUCAGCUUCUUGUCAACACCUUGCCGGUGCUAGACAAUCUCUCUACGCAGUUGCUUCGAGUCUUCGCAACUGGUCCAUAUCAGAAGAUCAUAGAUUUAGCAUCUACGCCUGAAACCCCGGCAGGCGCAGCAUUCCGAGACUUGACGUCUCUCUUCGAGUUCACCAAGCGAUUGUACUCGGAAGAAGACCCAUUUUUGACUGUUGAGCACUUGGCUCCCGGAAUGUGGAAAGAAGGAGAAAAAACUCCCAGCAUGUUCCGCAGUAGAGAGCAGACUAUUGAGUCUACUCUUCGAAAAGUCAACUUGGCCACAUUCCUUGCAGCCACUCUCGGUACCAUCGAGGUGGGUUUUUUCUACUUGAACGAGUCUUUCCUCGAUGUUUUUUGCCCAGCCAAUAACCUCGACCCUACAAACUCUAUGUCCAACAUGAGCUCAACAAAUAUGAAUCUUCAGAGUGGUGCCAAUACAGUGGUUGGUGAUAAAGUUGGUAAGCUUCUCAAGCCUCAAGCGCUGAUUUUCAUUGACUUGAAGACUCAAGCAUAUAUUUCCGCAGUUGAAGCUGGUGAAAGAUCCAGAGAAGAAAUUUUGGAAGAUAUCUUGCCCAGUAACUUGGAGCAAUUACUUCUUGAGCGUCGUGGGGUCAAGACUCUUUCACCCACCGAAGCCGACUUUGUGUCUAGAUGCCAAUCAAGAAAGGAAACAUUGUUCAACUAUCCAGAGGGGUCCAGUCUCAGUGAAGAGUACGAAUGGUUUGAAUUCUUGAAGGACCUCUUUGAGUACGUCUCGAAGAACAUGGGGUUCCUAAUUUGGGGCAAGAAGACCAAGGUCGGGGUUAAAGCUGAACGCACAGUUUCAACUCCCACAACCAGUUACACUCCACACAGCGAUGAGACGCUUACAACUGCAGAGACUACAGAAACCAGCAACAACCAGGAAAUCAAUGAUAUCACUUCAGCCCUACUUCCUAGUGAGAUCCAAGAGCAGCAGAUUCAUAUUCGAAUCAACCCUCGCAUGCAAGGCAAGGUGACCAACCGGAGACCUUGGACAAGGGAGGAAGAGAAGGCUUUACGUCAUGCACUCGAGCUAAAGGGCACACAGUGGUCUACGAUUUUGGAGCUUUUUGGCCAAGGUGGUCGGAUCAAUGAGCUGUUAAAGAAUAGAACGCAAGUUCAACUUAAAGAUAAGGCCCGUAACUGGAAGAUGUUCUUCCUUAAGCUGGGGCUUCCUGUGCCUGCGUACUUACAAAAAGUUACUGGAGAUCUUGAAAGAGACGAUAAGGUGAGAGCGAAGAAUGCUCGCAACCGAAAGACGGCAGCAGCACCUGUUCCAGCAGUCAACAAGAAGGAUGAUGGCGAAGACCGCAAGAGAAGACGUGUAAGUUGA